AUGCCUCCUCCAAGAAUCCCCACGGAAGCAGACUUCUCCCCCAUCUCCUCCGUCCUCCCCCACAAACUCCAUUUCCCCUCCCCGCCCGAAUCAACAACCUCCAUCCUCAUCCUCUUCCACGGCCUCGGCGACCACGAAUCCCCCUUCGCCACAUUCGCCCGCAACAUGUCCCUCCCCGGCGUCCUCGCAAUCUCCGUUCGCGGCACUGCCCCCCUCCCAGCAGCCUUCCUCCCCGGCGCCGGAGACCAGCAGCAUUUCCAUUGGGGUGAUGACCUCAGCGUCGAUACUAACACGGGCGAAUUGGACUCCGACCCGGGCUUCGACAAGGCCGCGCGGUUGGUCAUGCAGAAGCUCGUCAAGGACACGCUGAUUGACCGGUGCGGGUGGGAGAUGAACGACAUCCUGCUUUUCGGCUUCGGGCAGGGCGCUUCCUUGGCGCUGGGAUUGGCUUCCCGACUGCGAAGUGUAGAGCGUAUAGUCGACAUCUCGGAUGGUGACGAAGCGACGAGGGGGAAGAUCGGAAAGACGUGCAAGGGUGUCGUUUCGAUUGGUGGACCGCUGCCGCAGUCCAUGGUUCCCUCGUUGAGCAGCCGAGAAAAGAGCAAUACUCCCGUGCUGGUGUGCCAGCUGGAUGAGGACGAGGCAGACGCCGUCAAGAGGGAGUUUAAGGAUGUAAGGGUCGUGAACUGGAAGAGAAAGGAAGUGGCUAUGCCGAGGGACAGAGACGAAAUGUUUCCCAUUAUGAAAUUCAUCGCGGACCAACUGAACAAGGGCUUCACAUAG
Trichoderma virens Gv29-8 is the source of this 783-nucleotide messenger RNA. RefSeq lists its product as uncharacterized. Bases 1 to 783 code for a protein of 260 amino acids. The transcript has a single exon. Gene Ontology annotation, biological process: protein depalmitoylation. Gene Ontology annotation, cellular component: cytoplasm. NCBI's taxonomy places the organism in Eukaryota, Fungi, Ascomycota, Sordariomycetes, Hypocreales, Hypocreaceae. Gene Ontology annotation, molecular function: carboxylic ester hydrolase activity; palmitoyl-(protein) hydrolase activity. The record is from RefSeq and is a predicted model, not a curated record.